Messenger RNA from Sipha flava (yellow sugarcane aphid), 1790 nucleotides. Its product is annotated as glucosidase 2 subunit beta-like. The record is from RefSeq and is a predicted model, not a curated record. NCBI's taxonomy places the organism in Eukaryota, Metazoa, Arthropoda, Insecta, Hemiptera, Aphididae. Bases 115 to 1671 code for a protein of 518 amino acids. Gene Ontology annotation, biological process: N-glycan processing. The transcript is spliced from 9 exons. Gene Ontology annotation, cellular component: glucosidase II complex. Gene Ontology annotation, molecular function: protein binding; calcium ion binding.
AGUUCUUAACAUUAUGCCCGACGCCUUCAAGCCGACAAUAUUGUUAUGAAAUAAUAUAUUCAUAAUUUUAAAAAUAUUAUCCUACUUCAGUUGUUAAGUUUUAAUUUAACUGACAUGGAAAGAUUUUAUUUAUUUAUCACAUUUUUUUUUUGUAUUUUAACUGUGAUCAAUUGUACGAAUAUUGUGAGACCCAGAGGCAUUGCGUUUGAAAGAGCUUCGCUUUAUAUACCUGACAAGGAUUUCUCAUGUUUUGAUGGAAGUUUCAUAAUUCCUUAUUCGUUCGUAAAUGAUGAUUAUUGUGACUGUCCAGAUGCAAGUGAUGAGCCUGGUACUUCAGCGUGCCCUAAUGGUACUUUCCAUUGCUCAAAUGCUGGACACAAGUCCCUCAUCAUACCAUCGUCUAGAGUUAAUGAUGGAAUUUGUGAUUGCUGCGACGGCUCUGAUGAAUGGGCGAAUAACAACAGAAAAGGUACAUGUGAAAACACUUGUGAAGAACUUGGACGAGCAGCACGAGAAGAGGAAGAAAGGCUACAAAAAAUAUUUAUGGCUGGACAUGAAAUACGCGCUCAACUAAUUGUUAAAGGAAAAGAACUUCGAAUGGAAAAACAAAACAGAAUCACUGAACUCUUUGAACAACAAAAAGAUGCUGAACUUUUAAAGAAUGAUAGAUUAAAUGUUAAAGAAAAGGCAGACGAGAUUGAAAGAUCUGCAUUGGAAAAAUAUAAAGUAAUGCAUGAUGAAAAAAGAAGACAAGAAAAGGAACAAGAAAAACUUGAGCAGCAAAAUGAAGCUUUUGAAAUAUUUAACGAAAUAGAUACAAAUAAAGAUAACAAGAUUGAUGAAGAAGAAGUUGAUGCCUACAAUACUUUUGAUCAAAAUAAAGAUGGUAUUGUUUCACAAGAUGAAAAAGAUUACUUUAUGGAAAAUAAGAAAGAGAUAAAUUUAGAAGACUUUAUGUCAAAUAGUUGGGAUCGUUUAAAACAAUUAAUAUUUGCUCAAUCCAGCAAUUUAAAAGAGACUGAAAAUCCUGUUGAAGAAGAUAAUGAUAAAAUUGAAGAAGUAGAAGAUCAAGAUGAAAACGAUGAUGAAAGUGAACCUGAGACUGUAGAAGAUGAAACCAAAUAUACAGAUGCUGAGGAACUUGAUGAAUCUCAGUAUGAUGAAGAAACAAAAUUGAUUGUAGAAAAUGCCAAACAAGCACGUGAAGCUUUUGAAGAAGCUGAUAGAAAAUUCAGGGACAUACAACGAGAAGUAACCCAUUUACAAGAAUCACUCAAUAAAGAUUUUGGUCCAGAAGAUGAAUUUGCAGCUUUAGAUGGAGAAUGUUAUGAACUCUCUGACCGUGAAUAUGUGUAUAAAUUAUGUCUUUUUGAUCAAAUAACUCAACGAUCAAAGAAUGGUGGAUCUGAAGUGAGAUUAGGUACAUGGAAUAGUUGGAUUGGUGAACCAAAAUACCGUACUAUGUUAUAUGAUAGAGGACAGCAUUGUUGGAAUGGUCCUCAAAGAUCUACUCAUGUACGUUUAAAUUGUGGCUUAGAACCAGCCUUAAUAUCAGCAACAGAACCUAAUCGUUGUGAAUAUGCUAUGGACUUUGUUGUACCAGCUGUUUGUGUUCAACAUAAUGAAAGGCCCUCAGCUCCUGUUACAGAAAUUGAUCAUGAUGAAUUGUAAUUUAAAUCUAUUACUUGUAUCUCAUUUGUGUCAACUAUUUUCUGGGUAUUAGGUUCAAAAAUGUAUACAAUUAUUGAACUCCUUGAAUAUUAAAUACAGUGUACAUUUGUUAUAAUUUA